This is a messenger RNA of Oikopleura dioica, 810 nucleotides long. Lineage: Eukaryota; Metazoa; Chordata; Appendicularia; Copelata; Oikopleuridae. The record is from the annotation of a GenBank genome assembly.
AUGAAGAUUUUCAGCCUCUUUUUCACCUUCAGCUUCGCAAUGGAUGAGUUGCUCAUGAUGAUGAUGUUCCAAAACCAGAAUCUUGGCUCUUCCCAAGACCAGCAACUCUCCCAAUUACUCCCUCUUCUGAUGCUCUCUGACGAUCUCGGAAGCUCGGAGAAUUCCGAUCUGCUCAUGAUGAUGCUCAUGCAAGAAAAUGGCCAUGUGAACGACUUCAAUGCUAUUCUACCUAUGCUUCUCUUGGGCGAUGAUGACUUUUCGGGAGACAUUGAUUUCAAAAAUUUAUUUUUGCUUUCGACAAUGACUCAGAAAGAUUGCAGCGUUUCUACGGCUGGUCAGCUUCAUAAUCUUUUGCCGCUGUUGAUGAUGUCUUCCGACUCUAGAAAUGAUAAUUCUACAGAUCCUCUCAUGCUCAUGAUGAUGAUGCAGACUAUGGGUGGCCAGGGAACUGUCGACAUGAACAUGAUUCUUCCCUUUUUGCUCUCUGACGACAUGGAAGCGGAUAACCUUAUGUUGAUGGUCCUGAUGAGCUCCAUGUCUGGCGGUCUUGACUCCCAACAAGGAUUCGACAACAACUUCAAUCUCAUGCUUCCCCUUCUUUUGGCCGACGACGAUUCUGAUCUCGAUACUGAUCUCCUUGUUCUGAUGAUGGCGAUGCAAUCUCAAGCUCCUGGAACUGGAAUGAACGCCGAUAUGAUCCUCCCAAUGCUUUUGAUGGAUGAUGACUCGGACAACCAGAAUCUUCUCUUCUUCAUGAUGAUGUUCAACGGACAACAGCGAUGCGAACCAACUCCUACUAUUUUUGGAUGA